UUCUGUACCAAAACCAUGAGUGCGAGUACUCCAUCGUGGCACUUAUCUCUACGCGAGAGAGUUCUACGCAAUGCGGGCACUGCUGUCGGGUCGGUGUUUACAGCAGUAGGUAUAGCAGGAAACAUACUCGUCAUGUUCAUCAUCCUGCGUUUCCCUCGAAUGCGAACUGUCCCCAACGUUUAUCUGUUCUGCAUCGCGUUUUCGGACCUCGUUAUUCUCACCGUGGCUCCGAUCAUCAUUCACUUCUACCGUGUUGGGCGGUGGAUUUUCGGGCCUGGAGCAUGCGAAGCCGAGUCUUGUAUCAAGUUCACCAGUGUGUUCGCUAGUUUCUUUCUCGUCAGCGCUUUUAACGUGGAGCGUUACCAGGUCAUCAUGCAUCCACUGGAAACGCGGCACCGCCAGAGCUUGCGGAAGGCGGCUCUCAUCUGUCUGAGUAUGUUUCUCCUGGCGCUUGUCGCGAACCUGCCGUUCUGCGUGACUUCCAUCGUGGUGGAGGCAGUCGUAGACGGGAGAAACGCGACGGUGUGCCGCUAUUUCUGGCCGGAGUGGAACAGCGUUCCGGAGCACGCACAGAAGGCACGGCGACUGUACCUCACCAGUCUGGGGUUCCUACUGCCGCUCUGCCUGAACUUCACCCUGUACGUCCUCAUCAUUCGCAAGCUACGGGAUCAGGAUGCUUUUCGUUCUGCUGCGGGCGGGCAGCGCGGGAAAGAAUCCGCUACAGCAGUCACUAAAAUGGCAGCAUUCGUGACAGCAACAUUCAUCGUCUGCACGGGUCCGUACCACAUGUACAACUUCAUCAGCGCAGUGUCAGACAUCCACUUGUCCGAGUUUGUAGGUAUGUGGACCAAGCAGUUAGCCUUGGGGAACAGUGCCCUGGACCCCAUCAUCUACGCGCUCAUGGGGACCAACUUCCGGGAGUGCAUCAAACAGCUGUUCUGUCGGCGGCGACCACAGGCAAAGGGCCGGCCAAAGGGUAGCCGCAACGAACCAGACUCAGGUUAUGCGAUGGUUGAAAUAGAAUAAUGGGUAAAAGUAGGCAGAGUAUCCUGUAUUCCACAU
This is a messenger RNA of Branchiostoma floridae (Florida lancelet), 1062 nucleotides long. Its product is annotated as delta-type opioid receptor-like. NCBI's taxonomy places the organism in Eukaryota, Metazoa, Chordata, Leptocardii, Amphioxiformes, Branchiostomatidae. Gene Ontology annotation, cellular component: plasma membrane. Gene Ontology annotation, biological process: G protein-coupled receptor signaling pathway. Bases 16 to 1026 code for a protein of 336 amino acids. The transcript has 3 exons. Gene Ontology annotation, molecular function: G protein-coupled receptor activity. The record is from RefSeq and is a predicted model, not a curated record.